AAAGCGCGCGCCAAGCUCGGUCUGCGACUCAGUUCAAGUACUGGCCAUCGAUGCGGCAUCAGCGUCUCAUUAUAUAAACAUGUCACAAGAAGCGACAAGUGAUGUAUCCGCAUCGCAAGCGUACAAAGUGCUGCAGAAUGAUCAGGUUGGCAGAUACAUGGUCACGAGCAGAGAAUUACAGGCUGGUGAAGAAAUCGUUACAGAAAUGCCUUUUGUUAUCGGGCCGAAAGCAUGCACUUAUCCCUUGUGCCUCUCCUGCUAUACACCUUGGCCACCUGAACCGGAUGACAAACCGCUAUGUUCCAAGUGCGGAUGGCCCGUCUGCGGCCAAGAAUGUGAGAAUGCUCCGCAACAUAAAGAUUACGAGUGUCAGGUGUUUGCACAAGCCAACGAGAAAUUUAACGUAGACGCCGCGUUGAACGGAAACAACGAAAAUGGCGUUCCGCAAUUAGAAUGCAUAACACCAUUGAGACUAUUGUUGGAGUCGGAGAGAAACGUCGAGAGAUGGAACAAAGAGGUGAAAGAUAUGGAGACGCAUAAUAAGAUAAGGUCUCAAAAGGUGCAAUGGAAAUCAGAUCACAUCAAUAUCGUGGAUUAUUUGAGAAAACGGCUCAAACUCGACAGAUUUUCAGAGGAAUAUAUACAAACAAUAUGCGGUAUCUUGGAAAUUAAUACGUUUGAAGUACGAACAGCGAAAGGGUUCAGCGCACGUGGUCUCUAUCCGACAGUCGCUCUGAUGAAUCACUCGUGUGUCUCGAACACGUCUCACAGCAUCUCGCCAGUUGAUUACAGGAUACGGCUGCGUACCACGCUUAAGAUACCCGCGGGCGGUGAACUUUAUGCGAGUUACACACACUCGUUACUUCCGACGAUGCUACGAAGGGAGCAUCUGCUCGAGGGCAAGCACUUUGAGUGCGCGUGCCCGCGAUGCUCGGAUCCUACGGAGCUGGGCACCCAUAUGUCCUCGCUGAAAUGUAACAAAUGCGAUAAUGGAAUUGUCUUACCGUUGGAUUCAUUAGAUUCAGAAAGUACAUGGAAGUGUACGCACUGUGAAUUUUCCACCAGCGGUCGCGCAGUGCGCAAAAUUUUCCAGAUUAUUCAAGCGGAAGUAGACGCCGCUGAAUCUAUCAGUGGAGCCGACGGAGCCGAUGCGAUUCACGAAAGGGAAAUCGUUAUUAAAAAAUAUCGAUCGGUUUUACAUCCUCGUCAUGCCUUUCUUUCGAUGUUAAGGCACUCAUUAACUCAAAUGUACGGUCGGGUCGACGAGUACUUAUUGGACGAUUUACCGGAUGUUGUAUUGGAGCAUAAAGUCGACAUGUGUCGUUUAUUGCUUCAAGUAUUGGACGUUGUGGAGCCUGGAUACAGUCGUGUAAGAGGCAUGACGUUGUACGAGUUACACGCACCGUUAUUAUUUUUGGCGAAAGGUCAGUGGAAUGCCGGUGUCAUUGACGAGGCCGGACUGAAAUCUAAAAUGACAGAAGCUGCGAAUAUCCUAAAAGAGGCGGCUACAAUAUUAACCUUGGAGUCAACGGAAACAUCCGAAGGACAAAUAGGACUUGUUGCAAAAGACUCUCUAGUACAACUGGAACAAUCUAUAAAUGAUUUAUAAAUAUCUGUAAAAUCUCGUUAUACAAACAUAUUAUAUAUUAUAUUAAUAAAUACAGUAUUUCUCGA
This is a messenger RNA of Monomorium pharaonis (pharaoh ant), 1674 nucleotides long. It is a transcript of the gene SmydA-3, whose product is annotated as SET domain-containing protein SmydA-8. The transcript has 9 exons. The record is from RefSeq and is a predicted model, not a curated record. Gene Ontology annotation, molecular function: protein binding. The coding region runs from base 80 to 1609 and encodes 509 amino acids. NCBI's taxonomy places the organism in Eukaryota, Metazoa, Arthropoda, Insecta, Hymenoptera, Formicidae.